UUUUAAGAUCCGAUUUUGUUUGAUUUUGCGCCGCUUGUUGCCCCAAAUUCCCCGAACCUUGCACCGCCUUGUCUAUUUAUAGCCCCUCAGUCUGCGAUGAAUCUAGCCCAGUCCAUUUACACUUUCCUCCCCACGUCUUCGUCUCCCCCUAAAACCUUCCCCGAUUUGGGGCGGCCCACCAAACGCGGUAUCAAAAAGUGCCCCAAAUGCGGCAUCUACAACGGCACUCGGGGCAUGAUCUGCAAGAACAAGCACUGCGACGCUGUCUUCAAAGACUACGCCGACAAACGCAAACAAAGUCUGGACGCCGUGCGUCUUGUGGGGAUUGUGCGCCAGGUGUAUUCGGUGCGGGUGCGAGACAGGGGGCCCGACCACCGGGGCUUCGUCCAGCUCCCGCUUCUCAAUGCCGAGCAGGACGAGAGUGUGCUCUCGGAGAACGCGCUGUGUUUUGUUGAUUCGUGUCAGAGGCUUUUCGAUGAUUCGAUUUUGAAGUGUCACGAGUUGGAGCAGAGUGAGACUUCGCUGCUUUGCGUCCACAUCGAUGCGGCGAUUAGGAGUCAGAGUAUGGCAGCCCCCAUUGAGUUCAAGAAAGAGGUUUUGGCCUCGUUGAAAGUCUCGAAGGAAAUCAAAGCGAAACUGUGGCAAUUGGCGACGGAGAAAGAGGGGCCGCUGGUGCAGAGAGUCUCGCGGACUGUGAUGGCGGUCAAGUGUCAAGUGAGCCCCAAGCACCCUCUAGGGUACCUCCACUUUACGUUUGGGUGCACGAAAGGGAGGGAAAUUUACGACAAGUAUUACUGCAGUUGCACCGAAUUUAUGGUUUCAGGGAUUAUCAGCAAGUCGAGCAACGUUCGACUCAAGUGUAUACACUAUUAUGCGUGCAUUUGUGCCCUUGCGAGUGACCCCACAUGUGCGCAAGAAUUCAUACAUUUUACUAAUUACGAAUUGGCAAAAGAGGGGGCUGAGGGGCCCCAAGUCAGUGAAAGUGUCACAAAAACCACGUCAAAACCGGCUUUGAACCCCACUGACAGAACAGCAAGACUGAAGGUGGUCGAGAGAGUGACGAAACGUCCGAAAUUCAAAAAACUGGUGCCUAAUGUGUUUCCAGUGGAAAUCAAAGUGUUGGAAAGUAUGGAAAAAGUCACUCAAAGUGGGGAAAUUUCCUGGAAAUUUAUCGAAUGGUUGUCGUAUGUGACUGAAUCCAUAAACCAAACGAUGCAAUUCGAGAAUUAUGGCAAUUUAAACACUUUGAUUUUUUGCGUGCCUGAGAAGUUUUUUCAAGAGUUUAAAAAGCGGAUUCCAAGUCUCUACCGAGAGAAUGAAGUUUUUUCAGUUUUUAAUUACCGAAUUAUGAAUAUUUUGCACCUGAAAGAGAUAUUUGACACCCCUGAUGUGAAGUUAAAAAUUUCCAAGAGAUUUAUUCAUGAUAAUCAAAAGGGUUACAUAGAACAUGAAGUUGAUGCAAAUAUUAGUUGUCAAUCUAGUUUCAUUUUUUUUCUUAAUGUUGGACAAACAACUGUUGACGAAAGUGACAAUACGGACAAUCCGUUUGUGAUUGAGUGGAUUCCCGGAGUUGCCAACGUUACAAAAAUUGGACAGUUGAAGUUGCAGUAUAAGUAUGGACGGAAAAGUACUACUUGAAAAAUAAAAACACUUAAAAUACC
This is a messenger RNA of Tribolium madens (black flour beetle), 1661 nucleotides long. RefSeq lists its product as uncharacterized. Bases 97 to 1638 code for a protein of 513 amino acids. Gene Ontology annotation, cellular component: nucleus. The record is from RefSeq and is a predicted model, not a curated record. The transcript is spliced from 4 exons. Lineage: Eukaryota; Metazoa; Arthropoda; Insecta; Coleoptera; Tenebrionidae.